CCUCAUUUCGCGGUAACCGGCAUUUCAGCACCACUGCCGGCCUGCCAUCUGAAGUAGAGGCCGCUUUGUAUUUACAGCUUUCUUUUUUACUUGCACCUUUUUGUUAACAGUAUGCCUGGAUAUUCAGACAGAGAUCGCGGCAGAGAUAGAGACAGAGGCUAUGGCGGUGGGCCUCCCCGGUUCGGUGGGAGCCGGAGUGGUGGCGGUGGAGGAGGAAAGUUCGGGAAUCCAGGGGAGCGAUUAAGGAAGAAACACUGGAACCUGGAUGAGCUUCCAAAGUUUGAGAAAAACUUUUAUCAGCAGCAUCCUGAUGUCGCCCGUAGAACACUGCAAGAAGCGGAGCAAUACAGAAGGUCCAAAACGAUAACGGUGAAAGGGAGGGACUGCCCCAACCCUAUAACUCAGUUCCAUGAGGCUAGCUUUCCCUCUUAUGUGAUGGAGGUCAUCAACAAACAGAACUGGACUGAACCAACGCCUAUCCAGGCUCAGGGAUGGCCUUUGGCUCUCAGUGGCAUGGACAUGGUCGGCAUUGCUCAGACUGGCUCUGGAAAGACACUUUCUUAUCUUCUGCCUGCGAUUGUCCACAUCAAUCAUCAGCCUUUCUUGGAACGUGGGGAUGGUCCAAUUUGCUUGGUGUUGGCCCCCACUCGUGAGCUGGCACAGCAAGUACAGCAGGUGGCGGCUGAAUACGGCAGAGCUUCUCGUCUGAAAUCCACCUGCAUCUACGGAGGUGCUCCGAAAGGGCCUCAGCUCCGCGAUUUGGAGAGGGGUGUAGAAAUUUGCAUUGCCACUCCAGGGAGGCUCAUUGACUUCCUUGAGGCAGGAAAGACAAACCUUCGCCGAUGCACUUACUUGGUGCUGGAUGAGGCAGACAGAAUGCUGGAUAUGGGAUUUGAGCCUCAGAUCAGGAAAAUUGUUGACCAAAUCAGGCCCGACAGACAGACUCUCAUGUGGAGUGCCACUUGGCCUAAAGAGGUUCGCCAACUGGCAGAAGACUUCCUGAAGGAAUAUGUUCAAAUCAACAUCGGUGCACUACAGCUUAGUGCUAAUCAUAACAUCCUUCAGAUUGUGGAUGUUUGCAAUGAUGGAGAGAAAGAAAACAAGCUGAUCCGUCUGCUCGAGGAGAUCAUGAGUGAGAAGGAGAACAAGACAAUCAUCUUUGUGGAGACAAAGAGGCGGUGUGAUGACCUCACUCGUCGAAUGAGAAGAGAUGGGUGGCCAGCUAUGGGUAUCCAUGGUGACAAAAGCCAGCAGGAAAGAGACUGGGUUCUUAAUGAGUUCAAAUUUGGCAAAGCCCCCAUACUCAUCGCCACAGACGUCGCAUCCAGAGGCCUAGAUGUGGAAGACGUGAAAUUUGUCAUCAACUUUGACUACCCUAACAACUCUGAGGACUAUAUCCACCGCAUUGGCAGAACGGCUCGCAGCCAAAAGACCGGCACGGCUUAUACCUUCUUCACUCCCAACAACAUGCGGCAGGCGGCGGACCUCGUCUCCGUGCUCCGGGAGGCCAACCAGGCCAUCAACCCAAAGCUCCUCCAAAUGGCAGAAGAAAGAGGAGGUCGUUCAAGGGGCGGCAGAGGUGGUGACUAUAGAGACGACCGUCGGGAUAGGUAUUCCUCUGGAAGGCGUGAUUUUGGUGGUGGUAGAGAUAGAGGUUAUAACAAUGGACCAAACAAGAGUUACGGCACAGGUUCUCAGAAUGGAGGCUAUGGCAGCAAUAACGGCACCAGCAAUGGUUACGGUGGGGGCAACUACAAUAACAAUGGACAGUCAAACUUCAGCAACAACCAAACUCAAACAUUUGUCGCCCAAAACAACUUCCAGGCCCAACAGUGUGCCCCCAGCAACCCUGUGGCUCAGAACGGGACGAGCCAUCCUCAGUUCUCGUUCCCCCAGGCUCCCCCACAGGUUGCCCCUCCACAGCAUCCCCCUCCCCCUCUGGUGCCGUACCCCAUGCCUCCACAGUUCCCUCAGUAGAUGCCCCACGAACUUGAAAGAGGUAAUUUAUUGCAUUUUGUCUUUUAGGUUCUUUAAUUUGAAUUUUUGUAUUGACACAGAAGGGUUAAAGUAAAACUCAUGAAGUCUUUUUAAGAUCUGCAGUGCGGCAAUAGUUUCCACUUUAUAUUUUUUUUUUCCUCCUAUUUAAUUUGUUACAUUCCUCUGAAAUAUAGUUUGUUUUGUACCAGAUAAUUACAAGUGUAUUGGUUUUCAUGUGUAGCAUUCAGUGAUGUUCGGCUCCUACAUUGGAAGUGCACUGCAUGAUCUUUGAAAUAAAACCCCAGAAAAGAU
Cyprinodon tularosa is the source of this 2289-nucleotide messenger RNA. Its product is annotated as probable ATP-dependent RNA helicase DDX5. The transcript is spliced from 13 exons. Gene Ontology annotation, biological process: alternative mRNA splicing, via spliceosome. Gene Ontology annotation, molecular function: RNA binding; RNA helicase activity; ATP binding. Gene Ontology annotation, cellular component: nucleus; ribonucleoprotein complex; cytoplasm. NCBI's taxonomy places the organism in Eukaryota, Metazoa, Chordata, Actinopteri, Cyprinodontiformes, Cyprinodontidae. The record is from RefSeq and is a predicted model, not a curated record. The coding region runs from base 112 to 1977 and encodes 621 amino acids.